Molecule: messenger RNA, 1176 nt
Organism: Panicum hallii
Lineage: Eukaryota; Viridiplantae; Streptophyta; Magnoliopsida; Poales; Poaceae
Product: nitrogen regulatory protein P-II homolog
Exons: 7
Coding region: 105-707 (200 amino acids)
Biological process (GO): regulation of nitrogen utilization
Cellular component (GO): chloroplast thylakoid; cytosol
Molecular function (GO): ATP binding; enzyme regulator activity
Source: RefSeq, a predicted model, not a curated record
GAGAAUCUGACCUCUCAUGUCUCAGGAAAGCCGCAGAGCGGCGAACCGAGUCAACUGAAGACCAAACCUCGCCGGAACGCCGUACAACCACCGAAGACUACAGCAUGUCGCCAGCGACCUCUGCCGCCGCCGUUCCCGUACCCGGCGUCCUCAUCCGCCAACCUCCGUCGACCCUGCGAUCCUCCCCCACCGCCCUCCUCCUCCCCUCGGGGGCUGCGAGGCCGCUCCAAGCGACGUCGGCCUCUCGUCGCCUCCCUGCCUCCGCUGUGCGCGCCCAGAGCGCCGCCGACCCAGGGUACUUGCCUGAAUCGGAUUUCUACAAGAUCGAGGCCAUUCUUAGGCCGUGGAGGGUGCCGCACGUGUCCUCGGGCUUGUUGGAGAUGGGGAUCAGAGGUGUGACGGUGUCGGAUGUGCGGGGAUUCGGGGCGCAGGGAGGGUCAACGGAGCGGCAUGGAGGGUCAGAAUUUUCGGAAGAUACAUUUAUUGCUAAAGUCAAAAUGGAAAUAGUGGUCUGCAAGGAGCAGGUCGAAGCAGUAAUCGACAAAAUAAUUGAAAAGGCAAGAACAGGAGAAAUUGGCGAUGGGAAGAUAUUCUUGAUCCCUGUCUCGGAUGUGGUAAGAAUCCGCACCGGCGAACGUGGGAAGGAAGCUGAGAGGAUGACUGGAGGACUGUCGGAUACGCUGUCCUCUGUGGUGUCGAUCUCAUGAGCCAAACAGAUUGGCUGCCUGCUGCGAGGUCAAGCACGUCCCUCCCCCCUGCCCUUGCAAUUGUAAACUUGCGCAAUAAAACUGCGCAGUGUGUUUCCUGCUAGUGCCGCCCGAAUCAUGCAGUGUGCACUGGGCCUGAUCAAUAAAAUCGGAUGGAAUUUAUGUGAACUUUCCCUCGCUGUUGUUUCUGAACCUAUGCAAGAUGAUGCUAGUUUGGCAACAGGAGGGGUUAAGCUUGUUAAACAUAGUAUAAACCAAAUAUGGAAAUGUAACUAAAUAUGGAGAGACUUGACCGGCUAAGGAUGUAGAUUGUUGUAUAAGUCUAGGACUUUUGUUGUAAAUCUUUUCCUUCCUAGAAUAUCUCCUAGCCGGUCAUGAUCUGCGCCAUAUAUAUGUAUCGCACCAUGUUGUGCGUUUUAAUUAAUCAACACGCAACCGAUGAGGUCUCCGAGUUUGGAGGUUGGCGUUC